AUGACUUGUGUAUUGUCAGCUGUAGCCUCAUUUUCAGCUGUGUGCUGUUGAACACUGACAUGGACAACUGGGCCCAGACAACUAAAGUCACUUACAAGCGGUGGAACAAUCCUGAACAGGGGGAUGAGACUAAUUCUGUGGGUCAAACUGAUGAAUGUCACGGAGCAGAUAAUGACAUCUGCACAAUAACCUCAGCCAAGGUGGAAUCUGGGGACAGGCAGUCCGCAAACAGCUCUGGUACUAAUAAAACUGGAGAAACCUUUACAGUUGACGAUGCUCUGGAGACCAUUGGAUUUGGAGUGUUUCAAUGGAAAAUCUCACUCCUCACAGGACUAGCAUGGAUUGGAGAUGCCAUGGAGAUGAUGAUCCUCAGCAUCCUGGGCCCCCAGCUGCACUGCGAGUGGAGGCUCCCUAGCUAUCAAGUGGCACUCAUAACAUCGGCGGUCUUUAUUGGGAUGGGGUUCAGCUCGCCUGUAUGGGGGAAUGUGUCUGACAAGUACGGCAGAAAAAUAGGUCUGACGGCUUGUAUGUGUUGGACUAUGUUCUACGGCCUGCUGAGUGCCUUUUCACCCGUUUACGGCUGGCUCUUGUUCCUGCGGGGCCUCGUAGGCUUUGGCAUUGGUGGAGCUCCUCAGUCGGUGACGCUGUAUUCGGAGUUCCUUCCAAUGAAGGCGAGAGGCAUCUGCAUCAUGCUCAUUUCUGCUUUCUGGGCUAUCGGUGCUGUGCUUGAAGUCCUCCUGGCUUUGUGGAUAAUGCCCACUCUUGGCUGGAGGUGGCUGCUCGGCCUAUCCACCAUACCAGUGACUAUUUUUGUGUCUCUCUGCUUUUGGCUGCCUGAAAGUCCUCGCUUUGAUGUGCUGACAGGAAAAAGGGAACGGGCCAUGGCAACUUUACUACGAAUCUCUAAAGACAAUGGCAAAGUUAUGCCCCGGGGGACAAUAAUUGAUUAUAAACAGAAUGACCGUGGACAGAUCAAAGAUCUCUUCUCUCCACCAUACAGGAGGACAACUCUUCUUCUGUGGUUUAUAUGGUUUGCAAAUGCUUUUUCUUACUACGGGAUUGUGCUGUUGACAACUGAACUGUUCCAAGCAGGAGAUUCAUGCGGUGUGACCCAAGGAGCCAAGAUUGAGCCAAGCUGCAGCCUUGAAUGUAAAUAUUUAACAUCAGAGGACUACAAGGAUCUUUUAUGGACAACAUUGGCUGAAUUUCCUGGUCUUUUCAUCAUUGUUGUGGCUGUUGAAUAUAUUGGCAGGAAGAAAAGCAUGGCACUGUCCUUCUUCAUGUUUUCUUUGUUCACACUACCGUUGUUUGCUUGUAUUGGGAGGAUCGCUCUUACCAUCGUCAUCUUUGUCUCCAGAGCCUUCAUCUCUGGAGGAUACCAAGUUGUUUUUGUUUACACACCAGAAGUGUUCCCUACAGAAACCAGAGCUGUAGCAAUGGGGACUUCCAGUGCAAUGGCCAAGAUUGGUGCUCUAAUCACACCUUUUGUGGCACAGGUGUUGCUCAGGACGUCUGUGUAUUUGACCCUGUCCGUGUACUGUGGCUGUUGUCUGCUUGCUGGAAUUGCAUCUUUGCUCCUGCCUGUUGAGACCCUGGGCAGGGUUCUGCAAGAGUCUACUCUUGAUCAGGAGGCUGAAGGGCAGACAACCAACACAACCAGACAGACAUAUGGUACCUCAAACUCCAUGGGACAGACAUAACCAGGAAGACAAGUCAAAGAUAUUUUUUUACACCUUCCAGACUCCUGAAGAAGCUGUGUUUAUUUGUUUAAUGAUGGGUUAAAUCAUCUGAAUGAUCAUUACAGGUUGGGAGUAAUAAAUGAGGGCCUACUUCUCAUGUCUAAUAAGAGCUGAAGUACGUUUGUUACUGGACUGAUUUGUUUACCUGCUCUUUAUUUGGGCGUUUAGAGGCAAAAGAAGGGCAUUUUCAGAAAAGCAUUUUGUACUGUGCAGAUACAUUUUAAACCUCAAGAAACUGAGAAUUUUAUUUUAUAUGUGUUGAUUUCUUUAUUUUUUUAAUAUAAAGCCAUGUGCUUUUACUGAUUAUUUUCUCUCUUUUUUUUGUGAACUUCCCAAUUCAUACCUUCUACAUUAGCUUAUUCAACUCUUCCAUAUCACCUGGGACCUUGUAAAAUCUUAAAUAUCUUUUCUGUCAUCACGGGUUGCUCAUUUUUCACUGGAAUGGAUCGAAUUUGGUGCAAAACAUCCAUAAAGCCAUGAAUGCAAAUUUCAAUGCCUAAAAUUAUUCUUUUUUAAAAUUUAUCAUAUAUGAAAAACCUUUUUU
Melanotaenia boesemani (Boeseman's rainbowfish) is the source of this 2283-nucleotide messenger RNA. RefSeq names its product synaptic vesicle 2-related protein-like. Gene Ontology annotation, biological process: transmembrane transport. Gene Ontology annotation, molecular function: transmembrane transporter activity. Lineage: Eukaryota; Metazoa; Chordata; Actinopteri; Atheriniformes; Melanotaeniidae. The transcript has 16 exons. Bases 60 to 1700 code for a protein of 546 amino acids. Gene Ontology annotation, cellular component: membrane. The record is from RefSeq and is a predicted model, not a curated record.